AUGGGUAAGAGCUCAUGGCCUGAGCUGGUUGGAGUGGAAGGAACGGUGGCGGAGGCUACAAUUGAGAGGGAGAAUCCUUUGGUGAAUGCUAUGAUUGUGCCAGAAGGAUCAUCGGUCAUCUUUGACUUCCGAUGUGAUAGGGUUUGGGUUUGGGUAAAUAAAGAUGGCAUUGUUAAACAAGUUCCAAUAAUUGGAUAA
This is a messenger RNA of Abrus precatorius (Indian licorice), 198 nucleotides long. Its product is annotated as inhibitor of trypsin and hageman factor-like. The transcript is spliced from 2 exons. Gene Ontology annotation, molecular function: serine-type endopeptidase inhibitor activity. Gene Ontology annotation, biological process: response to wounding. NCBI's taxonomy places the organism in Eukaryota, Viridiplantae, Streptophyta, Magnoliopsida, Fabales, Fabaceae. The record is from RefSeq and is a predicted model, not a curated record. The coding region runs from base 1 to 198 and encodes 65 amino acids.